CUCCCCCAAUUUCGACCCUAAUCGAGUCGGGAUAAGGUGACUUCGCGAGGUGUAGCAGCGCAUUGUAGUGAUCUAGUAUGAAGAUUUGGAGACGAUUGAAGGGCGCAGAUUCUGUUUGUCUUCUGUGCCAGAUUUGGGUGGUGGUUGUUUGGACUUCGUAGUAGAGUUGAUUAGUUCGAGCGUAUGCAAUUUGCAGUGUGACAGUAUACGCGGCUUGCAAUUUGCAGUCAGCCAAUCACAGAAGUUGCUUCUUCUGCUGAUGGCCAUUACAGUUAUUUAGGUUGUUUGGGUAGCUGCACUAACUUAGGGUUGAUUCAUCAGGAUCAUUGCAUUAUACGGUUACAUUUUAGAGGACAUUGAGCUCACAUGAUGCUGUUCAUUAUGUUAGACAAAUAAUACUCUUUUAGAGGAAAAAUGUGACUGUGUCCAACCGAUGCACUUCCCAACAUAUUGAGUGGUUGGGAUCACCUUGCAGGCAAAGUAUUUUGGCAUCCGUGCAAGUGGAACUUAUGCAGGAGUAUAUUGGUGAAUAAACCCACAUAAUAUUGUUGAAAAGUACUCAAUACAGUGGGCGUCGCUGGCCACAAAAUACCCAAGAGGAAUACAUGCAGAAGGGAAGUUUUCAGGUUGUUGUACACAACAAAAUGUCAAGAUAGGACCUGUUUUUGCCCUAAGACGACCAAUACUACAUAAAGUUUUAGAUUACGAGGAUGAAUUCUUUGCUUUGUUAAUGGCUGUCCUCGAGUCCCAUAGCUUGCGGACAACAGAUGGUUCUUUUUCAGAGUCAUUGUACGGUCUCAGGCGGAGACCUGUUAAGGUUUCAGUAAAGAGUAGUAGUUCUAGUGCAGAAUUCAGCGAUAAAGCCUAUGAUUCUGCUCUAAGGAAGCGCCAGAAAGUCCUUUCUGUUGUUUUCUUGGUUGUUUUGCCAUAUUUCAAGUCAAAGCUACAGUCCAUAUAUAACAAAGAAAGGGAGGCCAGGUUGCAGGCAAGCCUUUGGGGUCAGGGUGAUGUUAGAUUUGAUGAAGCUGGUGUUAUUUCAGAUCAAGGGGAGACUCCUCAAGCACAAGUUGAGGCUACAACUGGAGAAGUGUCAAAUGUGGCACGCAUUAAGAAGAAUUUUGCGGCAUUAAUAGGUGUUUGCUAUCCAUGGAUUCAUGCGACCAAUGAAGGUCUUUCAUUUGCUUACCAGCUGCUGUAUUUGCUGGAUGGUACUGCAUUUUAUAGUCCAGCACUGCAUGCGCUUGGGCUUCAUGUUUGUCGUGCUACAGGACAAGAGCUGAUGGAUUCAUCUUCUAGGAUAUCAAGAAUCAGAAGUCGUGAACUUGAAAGACUUCGUGGUCCUCCAUGGCUGAAGACCGUGCAAAGGGUGUUACUUAACUGUAUGUAUACUAGCCUAGACUAUGCACAAACUGGUUUGAUCGCUGCAGUUUUCUUUUUCAAGAUGAUGGAAUGGUGGUACCAAUCUGCUGAGGAACGAAUGUCUGCUCCAACUGUAUACCCCCCACCCCCUCCUCCACCGCUGCCAAAGGUUGCUAAAGAUGGACUUCCCUUGCCACCCGACAGGACACUGUGCCCCCUAUGCUGCCAGAAGCGCAAUAACCCUUCCGUUCUUUCUGUUUCUGGUUUUGUAUUCUGCUACAGUUGCAUUUUUAAGUCAGUCUCCCAGCAUAAAAGGUGCCCCAUUACAUUGAUGCCUGCCACAGUAGAACAAAUCAGGCGCCUCUUUCAUGAUUUGUAGUUUGAUUAGACAGAACACACUCUGCUUCCCAAAGAUCAGCCGAAGCCGGGUAUACAAAAAUCAUACUACGAAGCUAUCCAUUUUUGUUGAGAAGACCCCGAGGAACUCAGCCCGGUACCUCCUGACAUUCAAGGCAUGGUCAGAACAGAUGCUGUUGAUUCUUCGGUCCAUUAGGAAAUUCUUGCAACACUUCUUUUUUAUUUUGUUGAAAUUGGACGGCAAAACAUGCAAAGCUCGAGAUUUUGAUACUGACGUACAAUCAAUGUACUAAUUUACUUAUACGAGGUGAAUACAUCCACUGAGAGGUCCUAGCCCACCUGUUAAGCUAAUUUGAUGCCAUGUAAAGCCUAUAUUUUUACUUUCAUCUCCUUAAAGGAAAAUUGGUUGUAUUUCUGAAACUACCGUGUUAUGCUGUGAAGAUGAACUUAUAUAAUUCAUUAAAGCUCAACCAUGUUGAGGAUUAC
This is a messenger RNA of Oryza brachyantha (malo sina), 2202 nucleotides long. RefSeq names its product peroxisome biogenesis protein 12. Gene Ontology annotation, molecular function: ubiquitin-protein transferase activity; zinc ion binding; protein binding. The record is from RefSeq and is a predicted model, not a curated record. Gene Ontology annotation, cellular component: peroxisomal membrane; peroxisomal importomer complex. The transcript is spliced from 10 exons. Bases 731 to 1738 code for a protein of 335 amino acids. Lineage: Eukaryota; Viridiplantae; Streptophyta; Magnoliopsida; Poales; Poaceae. Gene Ontology annotation, biological process: protein monoubiquitination; protein import into peroxisome matrix.